GUACAAUCCAUCAAAAAUCAGAAUUAAAUCAUUACCAUCAGGUUGUAUAGUUGUGGAUUUAGUUGAUGGGGMUCGUCGUUAAUAACACAGUACCUCAAUUUCUACAUUUGAAUUGAUGAAAAUUUGAAUAUUGUAUUGUGUAGCCGAAAUAGUGCACGGGUCUCCUAUCGGUCUUCUAUGUACUGCCACGGAGCGAGUUAGUCUAACAUGGGAGCGUACAAAUAUAUACAGGAGUUAUGGCGCAAGAAGCAGUCCGACGUGAUGCGCUUCCUCCUGCGCGUCCGUUGCUGGCAGUACCGUCAGCUCUCUGGUCUCCACCGUGCGCCUAGACCCACCAGACCCGAUAAGGCCCGCAGACUAGGGUACAAGUGCAAACAAGGCUAUGUCAUCUACCGUGUCCGCGUUCGCCGUGGAGGCCGCAAGCGCCCCGUGCCCAAGGGUGCCACCUACGGCAAGCCCGUCCACCAUGGUGUCAACCAGAUCAAGUUCGCCCGCAGCCUCCAGUCCACUGCUGAGGAGCGUGCUGGCCGUCACUGUGGAGGCCUGAGGGUGCUGGCCUCCUACUGGGUAGGAGAGGACUCCACCUACAAGUUCUUCGAGGUGAUCCUGAUCGACACCUUCCACAAGACUAUCAGACGCAACCCCGACACCCAAUGGAUCACCAGGCCCGUGCACAAGCACAGGGAGAUGCGUGGCCUGACGUCCGCGGGCAAGAAGAGCCGCGGCCUGGGCAAGGGCCACAAGUUCCACAUGACCAUGGGUGGUUCCCGCCGGGCAGCCUGGAAGAGACGCAAUACCCUGCAGCUGCACCGCUACCGCUAGAGGGUGUCUGUACAUUUAAAGAAAUAAACAUAUGCCUUUUUAUGGUGACAAAUU
Molecule: messenger RNA, 876 nt
Organism: Salvelinus sp. IW2-2015
Lineage: Eukaryota; Metazoa; Chordata; Actinopteri; Salmoniformes; Salmonidae
Product: large ribosomal subunit protein eL15
Exons: 4
Coding region: 208-822 (204 amino acids)
Biological process (GO): cytoplasmic translation
Cellular component (GO): ribosome; cytosolic large ribosomal subunit
Molecular function (GO): RNA binding; structural constituent of ribosome
Source: RefSeq, a predicted model, not a curated record